UUCCGUCGAGCGUGGAGGCGGCGGUGUUUGUCCCGCGCGGCGACCCGUCCGCGGUUCGUCUCCAAGUCCAGCGCGCGUGGGACCCGCGGGAAAGUGGGACGGGCCAGCUCCUGGCCGAGCCGCCUUGCAGGAUGUGCUCCCUUUCGUUGUUCCCACCGUCACCACCCUGGGACCAAGUGACGCUUUACGAAUACAACAACGAGCUGGUGACCGGUGACAACUAUGAAAGCCCGCCCCCCGACUUCCGGGGUCAGUGGAUCAACCUUCCUGUUCUACAUCUAACAAAAGACCCCCUCAAGACCCCUGGCCGUCUGGACCAUGGCACCAAAACGGCUUUCAUCCAUCACCGUGAAAGUAUCUGGAAGAGAUGUAUCAAUGCCUGGCGGGACAUGGGGGUUUCCGGUGUGCUGAAUGAAGUGGCUAACUCUGAGGAAGAAGUGUUCAAGUGGGUGAAGACGGCAUCAAGCUGGGCCCUGGCUUUGUGUCGAUGGGGCGCUUCCCUCCAUGGAUCCCUGUUUCCCCAUCUGUCACUUCGGAGUGAAGAUCUGAUUGCGGAGUUUGCCCAGGUCACAAACUGGUCCAGCUGCUGCCUGAGGGUCUUUGCCUGGCAUCCCCACACUAACAAGUUUGCGGUGGUGCUGUUAGAUGACUCCAUCCGGGUAUACAAUGCCAACAGCACCAUAGUUCCCUCUCUCAAGCACCGCCUACAGCGAAAUGUGGCCGCCCUGGCCUGGAAGCCCCUCAGUGCCUCGGUGCUGGCUGUGGCUUGUCAAAGCUGUAUCCUCAUCUGGACCCUGGAUCCCAACUCUCUGUCCACCAGACCCUCCUCAGGCUGUGCCCAGGUGCUUUCCCACCCAGGACACAGCCCUGUCACCAGCUUGGCUUGGUCCCCCAAUGGAGGACGACUACUUUCAGCCUCACCUGUAGAUGCUGCUGUCUUGGUAUGGGACAUCUCCACUGAGACUUGUGUUCCCCUUCCCUGGUUCCGAGGAGGUGGAGUCACCUAUCUGCUUUGGUCCCCCGAUGGUAGCAAAGUCUUGGCCACCACUCCCUCUGCCGUGUUCCGAGUUUGGGAAGCUCAAAUGUGGACCUGCGAGAGGUGGCCUACCCUGUCGGGCCGUUGUCAGACUGGCUGCUGGAGCCCAGAUGGGAAUCGCCUGCUCUUCACAGUCCUAGGAGAGCCGCUUAUUUACUCCUUGACCUUCCCUGAACACAGUAGGCCUCUGAGGUUGGAAGAAGGUUUAUCACGUGCCCUUUCCAUAGGGGAGGGGAAAGGGCAGGUUGGAGGUGCCAAGACAGCUACCAUUGUGGCAGAUCUGUCCGAGACGACAAUACAGACACCCAAUGGGGAAGAAAGGCUGGGUGGAGAAGCUCAUUCCAUGGUCUGGGACCCUAGUGGGGAACGUCUGGCUGUGCUUAUGAAAGCAAACCCACGUGUCCGACAUGGCAAGCCUGUCAUUCUGCUGUUCCGAACCCGAAAUAGUCCCGUGUUUGAACUGCUUCCCUGUGGUAUUGUGCAGGGGGAGCCAGGAGCCUGGGCCCAGCUGAUCACCUUUCACCCAUCCUUCAACAAAGGAGCUCUGCUCAGUGUGUGCUGGUCCACAGGCCGGAUUGCCCACAUUCCCUUGUACUUUGUCAAUGCCCAGUUCCCACGAUUUAGUCCCAUGCUGUGCCGGACUCAGGAGCCCCCUGCUGGGGGAGGUGGCUCUACCCAUGUGCCUCUGUUUACUGAGACAGCCCCCAUCUCUAGCCCCUGGGAUCCCUCUUCAGGAACUUCUUGGUCCCACUCUCCCACCAGCCAUCUUCAAUAAACAAACAUUCUCUUUAUUUCCCUUCA
This is a messenger RNA of Antechinus flavipes (yellow-footed antechinus), 1837 nucleotides long. RefSeq names its product aladin WD repeat nucleoporin (gene AAAS). The record is from RefSeq and is a predicted model, not a curated record. Gene Ontology annotation, molecular function: protein binding. NCBI's taxonomy places the organism in Eukaryota, Metazoa, Chordata, Mammalia, Dasyuromorphia, Dasyuridae. Gene Ontology annotation, biological process: nucleocytoplasmic transport. The transcript is spliced from 16 exons. The coding region runs from base 132 to 1811 and encodes 559 amino acids. Gene Ontology annotation, cellular component: nuclear pore.